GAGAGUAUUCAAAAUUAACCGAUAUUAGAACGAAUGAACAGAAAAACAGGAAAGUCAACAACACAAAAGUUGUCUGAAACAACAAAACCGGCAAAGAAAACAGAAUUAAAUGUGGAAGACCAUCAGCAACCAGGUGAAGGGUUGAUGAGCGACUCUACUGAUGAUGAUGAGGAUUACGAGGAAACUGAAUAUCUGGUUUACGCUGAUUUUAAGAACCACUUUCCACCACAUCAGUUAAAACACGAAGAUGCUGCAGUUAAAAUUAUAGGCAUCGAAAGCGACAGCCCCGUGGCAGAGAUCAAUGGUCAUAUUUUUCGAGGAAGCUACGACUUUGCUAUGGGCACCAACUUAUUUUUUCAAAAGGACAGUAAUGCCAUAGUAGGAGAUCCGCUCUACGAGUCGGUUUGCCGCCAGCACUAUAAAUACGUCAAUAAAUGUGAUAAAGUGAUUAAUUUCGAUCGAGUUUACAUUGAAAAUUUGCCAAAAGAGGAGCCUAUCGCCGAAGUAGAACAAGAGCAGGAAGAGGCAAAGUUGUCGACCAAAUUGAAUAUCACAUAUAAAGAGGCUAUUAACAGCUUUGGCGAGGACUAG
Messenger RNA from Drosophila willistoni, 591 nucleotides. RefSeq lists its product as uncharacterized. Gene Ontology annotation, cellular component: transcription factor TFIIIC complex. Bases 34 to 591 code for a protein of 185 amino acids. Gene Ontology annotation, biological process: transcription by RNA polymerase III. The transcript has 2 exons. Lineage: Eukaryota; Metazoa; Arthropoda; Insecta; Diptera; Drosophilidae. The record is from RefSeq and is a predicted model, not a curated record.